AUGAUAGCCAAUUUGCAGGAGACCGUUUCACAGUUGGUUUAUCUCAAACGCGAUGUGAAAAAGUUAAAAGAUCAAAUAGUUUCUAAAGAUUCUGUCAUCACUGCUAUGGAGAAGGAAAAUGAGAACACAGCAAGAAAACAUAAGGACUCUUUAACAGAUUUACAACUCGCGCAUGAAACGCAAAUAAAUGCAAUGAUUAGCGAUUGCGAUAAGAAGGUUCAACAGAUCCAAAUAGAAGCAGAAACUCAAAUAGCCCAAAUAACAUUUGUCGCCGAAGAAGAAAGAACCAAGACCAAAGAAAUGGAAUCGAACCACAAAGAUAAGAUGAACGAAGUGGUACUCCAGUACGAAGAGAAGAUACAGCGCCAGGCGGCGUCGGUGUCUCAACUGCAGGAAGAACUCGCGAGGCAAGCCGCUCGAAGCGAUGCAAAUAUUGAGGCUUAUCGCAGGAAAUUGGAGAACCUCGAAGAGAAGCUUAAGCAAAGUCAGUUUAAGGAGUACCUGGCGCAUAGCACGCGCUCCACACAAUUGUACGAAAGUAGAGGUGAACGGCCUUAUUCCGUCGAGAGAGACUCUCGUGAAAUCUAUUCGCAUCACAGCGAUACGAUGCACGACAGCCCUAAGCGGCGGCUCGCUGCACAGAGGCAGGGCCAGUCCCAAAAGCAAGGCACGCUCCAAGUGAUGUACCACGACGGAAAGCCGAAGAGCGCCGAGAAAAAGGGCCAAUUCAACAUAAGCAAGAAGAGGAAGUUGUACAAUGCUAAUGAAUUUUUGAACCGAAGCGAGUUUUAA
Messenger RNA from Leptosia nina, 792 nucleotides. The record is from the annotation of a GenBank genome assembly. Lineage: Eukaryota; Metazoa; Arthropoda; Insecta; Lepidoptera; Pieridae.